CCAGCCACAAUGUCAGAAGCGGUUCCAUACGAACAAGUCCCCAUCGUCAAAUCCACCGCCCCAGCCCCGGAAACGCCCUACCAAGCCCGCAUGUUCUUGCAUGUCGGGGCGGCGGGGGUGAUGCUUUAUGGUUUCCAGGCUAUGAGGGCGUGGACGGUGUUUGGGGAUGUCAUGUCUAACCAGUAUGGAGGGUUCUGGCAGUAUCUCACUAUCCUCGGUUUGACGAUAUCUGGUGCCACUAUGCUCUUGGCUGGCGUGCAGGACCUUUUACCGAAUAUCCAUCUGAUUCGGUUGAUCAAGAGGACGCUCUUGCUCAUCGCUCUCCCUGUGGAAUUCAUCAUCACGUCCAUCUACUGGUCGCUCAUCAUCUUUGCCCCGCACCUCAUGCUCCCCCCCACCGACCCUGAUGCCGCCCAAGGCGCGCCAUCGUCGUCUACGGCGGAGCCGACGCUGUUUAGGAUCCCGUUGUGGAUGGAUAUGAGUAUGCACCUCUUACCGGGUAUUGCUCUAGUCUUCGAAUUCUUCCUCCUCGAAACCAAAUACCGCCCCCCCUUCUCCACCUCCGUCGCCUUCCUCCUCGCCUCCGCGUUCGGCACAUCCUACGGCUUCUGGGUCGAACACUGCGCAGAACAGAAUGGAGGGGUGUUUCCGUACCCGUUUUUGACUAUUCUGCCGUUGGGGGGCAGGGUGGGGGUUUAUGUCGGGGCGACGGGGGUUGCUUGGGCGGUUUUUAGGGGGUUGAAUUGGGUGCAUAAGUAAGGGGAGUUUUGUGGGGAAAUUUUGAGGAUAGAGGCGUAGAGUUGUGGGACGGGAGAGUACGAGUUGGAUUAGUUCUCGAGCACAAUAUAUGCGAAAGGUCAGCAGCGAAGAAAGCAGUGUGGGGCACCUACUCUGAUCUGGAGACCUUCAACAAUCACCUGGGCAGAGCGAUGAGAAACCGUAUGAGCGGAGUGUCAGAUGCAUGUGCACGUUGAUGAAG
Messenger RNA from Cryptococcus amylolentus CBS 6039, 979 nucleotides. RefSeq lists its product as hypothetical. The transcript is spliced from 7 exons. Gene Ontology annotation, cellular component: membrane; endomembrane system. Lineage: Eukaryota; Fungi; Basidiomycota; Tremellomycetes; Tremellales; Cryptococcaceae. The coding region runs from base 10 to 759 and encodes 249 amino acids. The record is from RefSeq and is a predicted model, not a curated record.